AUGAAGAGGAUGGAGAGGCACAUGGUCACGGGUCCUGUGUAUAAGCACUUCGAUUUGGAGAGGAAGAAUGCCAGGCGGGCUGAAGCCAGACUCCGCCAAAGACUGCACACACUGGAGUACAUCUGCCUGUACCAGAUGAAGCUGCUGACCUGGGAGCAGAGACAGCUCCAGAAAGAACUGCUGCGGUUGCAACAAGAUAUUAUCAAGAAAAAGCUCUCCUCUUAUUUGGGGAAUGGAAUUCAGAAGAAACCAAAAGAUGUCCUUCCACCCUCAUCAACAAGAGGACAGAAGCACCAAGUUCCACAGGUUAAUAAAGUUAGAGCACUGGUCACCAACACGACCCAAGAAAUACAUAAAACCAAAUCCCAGAUGCCUCCUUUCCAUCACACUGCCCUAAAGGACUCCAUGAAAAGCAAAGAAGAGUCACUAUCUCAAAAUUACAGAGCUUCCCGCUUCACAGCAGAGAAGCCACGAGCCCGUGAGAAAGAUUGUCAAAGCCCCCCAAAGGGCAAAGCCUCCAGCAAGGGCAUCUCUGUUCUGUGUCAAGAUCAAGAUGUCUCCAUCAACACCCUAGACCAAGGCCCUGGUUCCAGCCCAGCUGGUGAGAGUGGAAAAGCACACAUUGAUGAGGCUGGAUCAAAGGAUGCCAGCCUACAGCCAGACCCCAGCGCUGGCAGACAAAGUCCCCUGAAUCCCAGGGAAUGUGCAGGAUAUUUGAAAGACGAGUCCGUAACACCUACCUUCUUAGAGCUGUUUGUGAAGGUCAGAAAUGCCCACUACCUCCGACACAGGGUUCCCCCCGAGUCUGAGAGACUGCUUAGUAUUGGGGAGAUAUUCGGCCACAAGGAAUCCUUCCAGCCCAGAGGAGGACAGGAGUGUGAGAACAGGGCAGGCUUCCUUCAUCUCUAACCAUCUAGCAUAACCUCACAAGAACAUUUAUUGUACUCACUACAGAGAUGUGUGCCUCAAGUAAC
Molecule: messenger RNA, 974 nt
Organism: Enhydra lutris kenyoni (northern sea otter)
Lineage: Eukaryota; Metazoa; Chordata; Mammalia; Carnivora; Mustelidae
Product: coiled-coil domain containing 190
Exons: 3
Coding region: 1-909 (302 amino acids)
Source: RefSeq, a predicted model, not a curated record